UCUGACUGAGCGGACACACACGUGGAGAGCAACGUUCCCGGAGUCGCAGGAAGGAUUUUUCCGUUUUUCGCUCUAGGUGCCUUCUAGUGCCUAGUCCAAAUUCACCAUUUUCACCAAACCCGUUUCGAUAGUGGUUCAAAAUUUCGCAUUCCAAAGCAAUAGUGUAACACAGAAAAAAACACAAAUAGAAAAACUACACAAUUUGGAUUAUCAAAAUUGCUCCGGUGACUGUGUGUGACGAAUUUAGUGGAAAAACAGUUGCAAUAGCCGAGCUGACGACGAACCCACGGGCUGUGAAGUUGUGCAAAAGCAAGAAGAAAGUUAGAGUAUGAAUCGAUUGUGCAAAGUUGCGGAAAUCGAAAUAAGGAUUAAGUGAUCGAAUCAAGUGGUGCGAAGUCUAUACGAACAGUGUGCAACGAUCGUUGGGGGUCAACAGUGAAUAAAUUUGGGACCGCAUGUACGAAUAGCAGGAUACUGUAAUCGUGUGAGCAGUCCGCCCGAGCGAUAAACCCGAGCCAAGAAGACUGAACCCCAUCAUCAAGAUGUUGAAGUGGACCGUGACCAAACGCCAGGAAGGUGGCACAGCAGCCGCAGUGCAAAGGCAUCAUCAGCGACAGAGCAGUUCCACAACUGUGCACGCACGUAGAUCGUUGGGCGCUCUCAAUGAACGCAAUGUUUACAGUGAUAACAUAACCGCCGCUAGCAAGGUGAAAGCCCGACGAUCCCUUGGGGCCACUAUGCACCGUCACGCACACAUCGACAAAGAGAACCAAUGCGUAACGUCAACGCCACAUCCCGUAGCAGCCGGGAGCAGAACUUCUGCGUCGCCCUAUUCCAUGGCUCUAAGAGACGUCAGUAAUAUUACACCAAAUACGACGCCUCGACGUCUUUCAACAACGCCUCAAAACCGUAAACGACCACUUGCUGUGUCUCCCAUAAGUGCCGUAACUUCCACGGCCAAAAAGGACACCAAUGUACCAUACGCCUCGACCCUACCGACUUUCGACAUAGAAUACUCACCAUGUGGAGUCAAGAACGUUCCAUUUCUUGCGUUACGAGGUCUUGGCCUCACCGAUUCUUACUUUGAAAAUCCUGGCCGUUACUUCCCUGAUGAGCAACCCCCUGCAGCAAAGCGCCCCAAACCCUUUGCUGCUCCUGCUCCUCCACCUGAGAAGCCUACUACAGGCAUCACCCCUCUGUCGUCUCGCCUGUCUGAGCUACGAUUUAGUAAAAUAAGCUUCAAGCGCAAUGCCGAUCACAAAACCAUAAACAAUAACAACCACCAAAUCUUCAACGACGAUGAACCUUCCCUGAACUCAUCCGAAAUGGGUGACAUCACCCUAGACAAAAUGAUCGAUGCGAUCCUCGAAAGCGCCAAGAAAGACCACCCCAAACGCAGCUCCAGCCUCAAAUCCAAACAACCGAAAAUCCCCUCUCCAACCUACACCGCUGCGGACGACCCCGCGUCGGACCUCUACAAAGACACUCUCAUCGAUCAACUGCCCCCGAAGCUAAUCGCCCAGGCCGAAACAACCAUCAUCCUCGAUGAAUCGACCCACGUCAACGAGCGGGAAGUGAAAACACCCGAACCCACCAAAACCUGCAGGUCACUUCGCCAAUCGCUCACCCGGUUCGUUCUGGCGAGCCCCUUGGACGCUUGCCAUCUUCGACGGCAGAAAGCGGUCCGACGGAAAAACAAACCGGACCAAAUCGAGAAGGAACCCUCCGAAAAGAAACCCUGUCGCAUUGGUCUCACCCUACCGAAUGGAAUCCCCAGCCCGGAAACCCCCAAAAGCGCCAGCUACAGUCAAUCCAAGUUGGACCAACUGGCCCAGAUGCAAACGCCAACCGAAACCGUUAUCGUGGUGGACUCGGAUCUCCCCGUGUCAAGAUCCACGUUGAAGCCCGACCACCCGACGGCACUGAGUACAAUCGACGAGAUGACCCCCAGUAUCCGAUCGAUCGAUCUGCAAGGCACUUCAACGCCAACCGGAUCCAUGGACGGUGCGUUCUCCAUCGAGAAAACGCGCAAGUGUCUGGCUUUCUCUCCGACUUUGAGUGAGGACUCGCUGGAAAAGCGCCGCUCUGUGGCUUCGUCCACCACUUCGCGCUGCUCGCGGACGGCCAGCAACGUUAAGGGUUCUCUGGAGGUUCAGCUCCGCCUGGAGGAUGGGAGCUCUGGCAGCCCCAACAAGCUACACGUUCACGUUGUUCGCUGCAAAGAUCUUCAACGUGGUACCACUCCUGGAAGCACGAUAAACGCCUACGUCAAGGUGGCGGUUAUUAACACGGCGAGCUCCGGCCUGGCCGACCAAGGCUUCCAGCGAACAGCGGUGCACCGAAAUUCCAACAAGCCACAAUUCGACCAUCGAUUUGUGUUCGAGCUUGAUAGUGGCGUUGAUGAGGAAGAUGUGCGACGGGUCCAGCUGGCUGUGUGGCAUCGGGACCGAGAGUGCAAACGGAGUGAAUUCCUAGGCUGCAUGUCAUUUCCUCUGAAAACGCUUAAACUUCAGGAAAUCAAUGGUUUAUACAAACUGCAGCCGCUGUCGGGUUUAGCGAAUCUCAUACCACCAAUACCGGACUCAUGUGAAAGCACUCAAACCAGCGUCGACGAGAUCGUUAGCAUGGAUGAACCACCCACCUAUAUCAACAUUCAAAACGGUCAACAGGAACCAAUAAGCCUCAGCAAGAAAGCUCUCCAUCAGCGAGAUGCCGAUGAAAAUCUAUUCCUCCGAUUUCUGGAGCUUGAUUCCACGCAAGGCACUGCAGAAGGCCUUCCAAUACCAUCGACGGACGGCACUAACAACUGCAUCGCAGGUAGAACUCCUUUCACAAUGACCAAAUUAUUGACACGAGCCGCCGACGCAGGAUUCGGAUUCUCGGUUGUUUGGACACACCCACCGCGAAUUGAAAAAGUUGAACCAGGACUGUCCGCCGACAAUGCCGGAAUUCUACCGGGCGACUACAUAGUGUUCGUCGAGAAACACAAUGUAGUCACCAUGCCGGAACUGGACGUGCUGAAUCUAAUCAAGGCUCAAGGCAAUAACCUACAGUUGGAGGUAUUUCGACGUUCGCAGCAAUCAACGCCGCCCACUCCGCUGAACUGUCCAUCUUUCAUCGGUCAGGUUCCGUUUUGUUUUGAAAAGGAACCUCCGAUUAAGUCGCUACCUACCCCAACUCAUUCGUCUUCAGAAUGUACCAACAUUCCGAUUGAAACCGUGAAACGGAAACUUCACAUUCCGCAAGUGGCGUUCAGUAAAGAAGUGGGCAAAGGAGUUCUCAAAACCGUUGACACCACGGCUGGAGCCACAGGACAUAUCGCCCUCGCUUUCCGUGACUCCUGUGAUGGACCUAAACUAAAUACCUUCAUCCCGGGACGCACCGAUAUUUGCAUGUUGGAAGCCUCAUAUCCCCCCAUUACAGUCGAGCCAAUGCUGCCAGCGCUCAUCAGUCGUCCCGGUCCUGUAUAUGGGUCAGGAGAAAAAGGCUUCCAGCCUGCCAUUUCAGGCAAGUACGUUUUGAAUUCGCAACUUUCUCUACCUGACAAGAUCAUCACUUCUAGUCAACCUACUCCGUGUAUUUUUUCUGACGACAAUGGAUUAUCACCGGGAUGCGUGCCUGCUAGUCGUAAGGAAGCCCCAUAUCCCCUCAACACAGUCGAGCCCCUCCUGCCAGCGACCAACAGUCAUCCCGGUCCUGUGUUUGAGAUCGGAGGAAGGGGCUUCCGCUCUCCUAUUGCAGGCAAGUACUCAUCUGUUUUGAAUCAUUCGCUUCCUCAACCUUCAACCGAUCGCAGAAUUUCUACGUCAACGCAUACUGAAGCAUGUCAAUCGCCUCCAACAUUGGAAUCGUCACUGGGAUGCGCGCCUGCUAGUCGUAAGGAGGCCCCAAUUCCCCUCAACACAGUCGAGCUUUGCCAGCCAGCGUCCAGCAGUCAUCCCGGUCCUGUGUUUGAGAUCGGAGGAUGGGGCUUCCGCUCUCCGAGCGCAGGCAAGUACUCAUCCGUUUCGAAUAAUUCGCUUUCUCAACUUUCGACCGAUCGCAGAUUUUUAACUUCUACGCUCAUGGGUGUUUGUCAGUCAUCUACGGUAUUGGGGUCGUCACCGGGAUACGACAUUUUCCUUGCUUCGAUCGACUGUAAUUACGACGUGAUCUUUCUUACGGAGACUGGUUUAGAUGUCAGCAUCAACUCGCUGCAGGUGUUUAGUACCUCUUUCAACGUCUAUCGGUGUGAUCGGAGCCCACUGAACAGUGAUAAGCGUUCUUUUGGUGGUGUACUGAUAGCUGUAGCAGAACGACACUGCAGUUCACGAAUUGUUGCGUGUCAUGGUAGUAGGCUUGAACAGGUGUGUGUUGCUGCCAACAUUGGAGGUACUCGUUUCCGGUUUUGCGCUAUCUAUGUUCCUCCGGACAAAAGCCGAAAUACUGACUUGAUGGAUGAGCACAUUUCCACCGUUCGUGAGCUUUGCGAAAAUGCGUCCGAUGAUGACAUCGUUCACCGUCACCAAAAAAUGACGGUAAUGGAACGGAUUUUCGGUUUCAAAGGGAAACAGUCGGAUAUUGAUCUCACGUCUUGCGGCACAAAUGUUCCCGGGUCCCCAUCGGGAGCUGAUCCGUUGAAUAAUUACCGUGGAGUGCUCUAUUUGACCGGAAGGCACAUCGAUAUUUUAGAAUGCAUGACAUUUUCUUCUGAAGGUGUCCUCCAUCAGGAAUUAAAUGGAUCAUCCAAAUCACCCACGCAGUCGUGUUUGACAAAUCCUACUCCGCCGAUUGUAGACAUGUGCGAAAAUUCUCAAUCCAGCGUCGACGAAAUAGUUAGUGUGGAAGAAACAGUUGCACUAGGAAGUACAACAGGCGGCUUACCGGAAUCGAUAAGCCUCAGUAAAAAAGCUCUCCAUCAGCGAGAUGCUGACGAAAACCUGUUUCUCCGGUUCUUGGAGCUGGACCCUCCGUUGGAAAACGGAGGCGUUCCUUCGACUCCUCGUCGCAGUUCAAUUAGUUCGAACAAACCGAACCCGGGUCGAACGCCCUUCACCAUAACUAAACGAUUGACCCGAAUCGGCGACAAAGGAUUCGGGUUUUCGAUUGUUUGGACGCAUCCUCCACGGGUGGAGAAAAUCGAACAGGGACUGUCUGCCGAGAAAGCCGGUAUUCUCCCGGGAGACUACGUAGUAUUCGUUGACAAGCACAAUGUCGUCACGAUGCCAGAGCUGGAUGUGCUCAAUCUAAUUAGGACUCAAGGCAACACGUUAUUGCUGGAAAUUUUCCGACGUCCACAACGACCGUCCAAUGGGCUUCGACCUGGGAGUGCUGGUGCCACAUCCACUAGCAAUCUGUUGAAUUUUGCACCAUUUGGUGCACAGGUGCAGUUCCAUCAGCAACAGCAGCAACAUUUGCAACAGCUACAAGAUGAAGAAACAUCGUUGAAGCCCUCCAUUGCGCCAGCUCGUUCGUCCACUGCAUGCUCCAAUGUUUCGAUUGAAACCGCCAAGCGGAAACUCAAUCUUCCUCAAGUUACAUUCAGUAAAGAGUCCAUCCUCCAACAGUUUCCGGAUGACCAUCGACGAAAGUUCCUGUACCAGCUAAUCAGUCGAGAGCAGCAUUUUGUGACGGCAAUCAACUUUGGAAUUGACCGGUUUGUGAACCCACUAAGGGAACGAAAGGAUCUCAUCUCGCCCAACGAUCACAAAACACUCUUUCAGAACAUCGACGAACUAUCACGAAUAUCGGAGGACAUCCUAGAACAAAUCAUCCAAGAUGAAAUCGAGCCACAAAUCCAUUUUGCAUCCCGCGUCUAUCUGUCCAAAUGCACAGCCCUUUGUGCGGCCUAUAAAAAGUACUGCAAUGGCCUCAAGAAAGCCGACUGUGUGCUGGUCAACAAAUCUCGAAACAGUAGCUGUGAUUUUAUGCGUUUUAUUACGGAGCCACCGGUGCCACGGAAACGACCGGACCUGACAACGUUCAUCCAUCGACCGUUGCAGCAUUUUAGAGAAAUUUUAAAACUAGUGCAGAUGAUCGCCUCCCAUUGUCGUGUAGAUAGCGAAGAACACAACAACUUCAACAGUAUUAUCAAUGAGUUGCAGUUGGCUUAUCGGGAGAUAACUGUCGGUGGUGGCCUGAUGGAACCGAUCGGUGAAGGUCGACCGCUGUUAACGCUACAGGAUCUGGAAGCCAGGAUGGUUUUCACAAAGUGUAAACCAUUUCAGCUGGCGUCACAUGGCAGGCAGUGGAUUUUUGGUGGUGAUUUGUCGCGUGUGGAAGGUCGUUCGGUCAAACCGUAUUGGACUUUGCUGUUUAGUGACAUUUUGUUAUUUGCUAAGGUCAGUCGAGAUCGGGUGUUGUUCAUCACAGAGGAACCAAUUGCGCUAUCAACGAUAACGGACUCCUGUUUCAACAUAAGAAAAAAAAACACUGAAUUUCGGAUAACAAUCGAUCCGAACGGUCGACAGAUCGAAAGUCCUACCGUUCACUGUGCCCCAGAUUUAACAAGGACCCCCAAAAGGAACUCCAAAAAGCGCUGCAUAGUACUGCGAGCCCCUUCCACAGAACUGAAAGCCGUGUGGCAAAACCUUCUUACUAGGCAGAUAUUCCUGGUGAACGCCACCUUAGGAUCAACCCCACUGAGUAGCCCUCUGGAUUCCCCGGACAUCCUCCAAACGUUGGUGCCCAUUGGAGACAUAGGAACGACGGCAGCCUCGAUGGCAUCCGUAAAGAUGCCCUCGCUGGACAGCAUCCAUCUCAAAAAUCAGCAGGUGUGUUCUAGCCUAGGUCUAGCAUCCUCUUGUAGUAGCGUCUCUUCACUGUCAAACGCCAUCACAUCAAACUCGGUAACUACAACGUUAGGGUUUAGUGCCAGGAAAUAUCCUAAUUUUACCACGCGAAGUAAUAUAUUUGAAAGCAAAAAUUAUCGCUCAAUUUCAACUAUUCCUGGUGCCAUCUCCGAGCUACCCGAACUGGCGCUAAACAAUAGUACAAACAGCAACACCCAAUCAACUAGUCAAACCAGUUCCGACGAAGUGAACAGCAACUAUUUACCUAAGCUGACAAACGAUACGGAACAUUCCGCUCAAGCCACGGACCACUCAAAUAGAAACCCAAUAUCUACAAGAGAUCGAAUAUUGAACAGCUUUUCCCGAGGGUCGCGGGACAACAUGCGCUCGAUUGUUGAGUUCAGUUUAAGCUCCGUAGGGCGGUCGUUUAUCGACAGUGCCGAAGACUCGGAGGACAAUCAAUCGUUCGGUGGAGACUACGUCCACACGCCGGAUACGCCUCCGCCGAAUGUUUCCCCCUCAUCAUCCCACAGGUACUCCGAAACAUUUUCGAACGAUUUCAAAACGUCCUCAUCGCCGAGUGCAGCCGUUUCGCCCAUGGAAGAUGACUGCAGCAAGUAUCUGCUGGCCAGUGGCUACGGUGGCUCGUGGGACCUGCUGGAGCUGGAUUUGGACUUCCAUCAGGUGAACUGUGAUCCAUCGUUCGGGAAAGACGUGACCGAAACGGAAUUCAUGGGCGACGAUGAUCCGUUCGGAAUGCUGCCCACGCAACCGACGCCGCCCAAUUUACCUCAUGCUUUGUUUUCGGACUCGCACUGGUCGAGGUCGAGUAAAGUUCCCAAACAGGUCGAAGAAUUGAUCGAUGAAAAGUGUAGGAACCUGAAUAAAACAGGUGUCCCAAAGGGCAGUGCUUUGCACCUCGCCCAGUGGAUGAAGGGGCAGCUAGACAAACAAGUAGUGGAGUCCGAUCCAAUCGAUUCCGAUCCAGAAGCGGCUAUCGAAGAAUGGUCAAUUGAACAAGUGGCGAACCGAUCGAAGGAGUUAAAAUUGGUUGAUACCGACGGAAAUGUGUGCAAAGCGAUGAACGGGGCAGGGUCGAACCUCAAGUUGACCGACGCUCAUCUAGAGGAUGGCUCUACGUACGAUGGAGAUGAUGACAACCGAAGUGUGUCGAAAAGUACAACCUCCGAUAGUCAGAUAACGGUUCGGUCGAGCCCCCUUAGCAAUAAAGUAGAUACCAUAUCAGUUUGUCGGCAGUGCCAUAAAAACUGUAAAAGCCGCAUGAACUCUCCAAGCAGUAACUCAUUAACAGUACAACACAGCCAGACGUCAUCCACGCGAUGUUGCGUGUCUUCCUCGACGACUACCAGCAGUUUGAACAAGAGUGGAAACUCCAAUAACAGUAUUUCUUCCACAAGCACUCUAACGAUUCUGAGCAAGUCGUCAGCGAGAGUGGAAGAUGCAACCAUUUUGCCAGAAACUCCAGAUUCUGUUCAUAAGACUUCACACAAACAUUCGCCACCAGCAGCACUGAGCCUCAACAGUUAUAAGUCCAAGUGCCAAACGCCCUGUCACUGCAAAUGUACUCCGAAAGACUUCGAGAAGACCACCAUCAGCCCCGACGAGGUGCUUCACGAACGCGUCAAAAUAUUGAAGAAUGUCAACGAAGUUAACGCCAAUACAGGUUCCCCUAAGCUCAACGGACACCGAACCGUCAUGCAUGAGCUACGAACUAGCAGAUGUGAUAGUAGCAAAUGUGAUCCCAUCGAUAACAAUAAUGUCGAGGAUUGGUCGCUGAUGUUGAUCGGUCUAGCCCAAAUAAACCCAGCAGCAUCACUCGUUCGCAUGGAUCCUUUCGAAGCCGUACCUACCAUUUCGGUGGUCCCACCAACACCGGAUGCACUGAACAGCAACAACCACAGACAACCAAUGUCCUUAAACUGGACCGACUCCAAUCGCCUACAACUGGGAAUGAUUAACGAAGAUAAUGGACUAGAAAAUGACGAGUAUUCUCCGGACAACUCUCCCGAAGACGAAGUAGCUGAAACCCCGUACCGUGCACUUAACACGGGAAUGAAGCGGUAUGGCACCCUGUCUAGUUUGGAAAGAGUGCCAUCCGACGAAACCGACAAAACCUACAAUUCUUCCGAGGAUGAUUCCGAGAAUGAUAUCAAAAUCGUUACCAAAGAGGUGUACGACGACAACGCUCAAACAUUUCUCAACUGGACGGCACGGGCUGGUAGCUUCAUUGAGGAAUCCCGAGCCUUCAUUGAUCGAUAUCUAGGCCGGGGCAACACAGCCGACGAGGACAAUAAGGACGAUCUGGAUGUCGAGGAAGACAUCAUCGAAGGCGAAACGUCGGUAACCUCCGGCGAGGAAGUGUGGGGCACUCCAACGAGUGGAGGCGAAAACGAUGACAUGCAAAUCUUCGGCAGCAUCGAACAGACGCAUUCGUCCCCUACCAAGUCCUCAUCGUCUUACACCGGAGAUGACGAUACCGAACUGAUGAUGGAUGAACUGUUAAUGGCACCACCGAUGACUGCCAGCGCAGUUCGAGGGCUGUUGCCAAGACGAAAGCUAGAACCACUGUUCGAAGAGGAGAGCGAAAGCUGCGAAGAAUCGGACGACGACAGUAAGCCACUGAAUGGGCGCGAAAAUCAGGGGCAAGCGGUGGAAAGAAAUCCUCCGGAUUAUGUGGACUUAAGAGGUUCCAUCGAAUCCGACUCAGUAAGUACAACGCCGUCGUCAACCCCCCAGAUGGAAACGAGGGAGACGGUGAAGACGACCACACCCGACGAAAGCUAUGGGAGUGCUGCUGACAGAUGCUCUGCAUCUGUGCAGCUCCCGAGCAUCGGGAUGCCCUCUGCAAGAGGUAUCGAUCAUUUCGGGGCGAGUUCCGGUGCUGCGCCGAUCCUCACGUUGCCUCCUCCGCCGUCUACCGCCCCACCACCACCCCUAUACGGACUCAGUCCAAGGCUGGAGAUGCGUUUGGCGCUGAAUCACGACAUUCUCGGCGACGAAGACCUAAUCAGCUACACCCCGGCACCGGACCUGACUUCGAUUCUCGGGCAAGACCUCUCCACAUACCACCGGAUGAGCGGGAAGGAUAUCAUUAUGAAUCGAAUCAUCACGCGGGUGAACAGCUACAACAGUAUUCCGGUGGCUUUGGCCAAGCACAACAUGAUGAAUUCUACAACCAGCAACAACAAUCAACCGGCAAGGCCCAGCUCGAGCAAUUCCGACUCUCCGGGCACCAGCACAAACCAUCCCCUGAAAAACGGAACGAGCUCAUCAUAUCAGCAAAACAAUUCAAAGAUGGAUACUCCUACGCCCAGCCGACGAAAAGCACAAGAUCCAGCUACCUGGAACAGUUUUGGGUCUGUGGAUCGCGAAGAAAAGACUCUAUCGGACCUGGAGCGUUUAGCGAGGCGCGAGAAAGUCUACUGCAUGACUCAACUGAAUCAAAACGGCUCCCACCUGAAACAUACAGCUAGUUUCAACAAAUCCAGAACUUCCAAAUUAUUCAACUUUCUAUCGCGACGAAACUCGGAGAACACAUUGCAUGGGCUUCAGGGGUCGUCGCGAGAAUACAGCGGUGACGAUGUUCCUACUUCCCACUCGGACUCCAGCCGGAUGAACUCACCUAGGAAAGAAAACACCUCCACAUACCACCGGAUGAGCGGGAAGGAUAUCAUUAUGAACCGAAUCAUCACGCGGGUGAACAGCUACAACAGUAUUCCGGUGGCUUUGGCCAAGCACAACAUGAUGAAUUCUACAACCAGCAACAACAAUCAACCGGCAAGGCCCAGCUCGAGCAAUUCCGACUCACCGGGCACCAGCACAAACCAUCCCCUGAAAAACGGAACGAGCUCAUCAUAUCAGCAAAACAAUUCAAAGAUGGAUACUCCUACGCCCAGCCGGCGAAAAGCACAAGAUCCAGCUACCUGGAACAGUUUUGGGUCUGUGGAUCGCGAAGAAAAGACUCUAUCGGACCUGGAGCGUUUAGCGAGGCGCGAGAAAGUCUACUGCAUGACCCAACUGAAUCAAAACGGCUCCCACCUGAAACAUACAGCUAGUUUCAACAAAUCCAGAACUUCCAAAUUAUUCAACUUUCUAUCGCGACGAAACUCGGAGAACACAUUGCAUGGGCUUCAUGGGUCGUCGCGAGAAUACAGCGGUGACGAUGUUCCUACUUCCCACUCGGACUCCAGCCGGAUGAACUCACCUAGGAAAGAAAACGACAAAUCAUUAGACCGACGUUUCUGGAAACAACUCAGCAAACGACGCCGGGGCAGUCUGACCGAGGUCACUGCCAACGGCAACUAAUCGAGUAAUAGAUAUACAGAACAGUUGCAUCGAUGUAAUCGCAUAAAAAACCGCUAUCCACCUUCGAGCUCUUAAAACGACGGUAGCAUUAAUUGACAACUUCAAGCUAAAAUUCGAUUUCAUUACAGAAAACAAGUAUAACGCUAAGCAAACCUAUCUACCUAACAAGUUUUAGCUAAACUCUCGUUCCGUCAGGAUCUUUCUAAGGAUAGUUUGUUCGUAGAUAGUAUGAAUCAAUGAAUAGUCAGAGUAAAGCAAAUUGUUCGUUGUGACUUAUAGUCCUUUCCGUACCCCACUCCGUGAGCUCUCCUAGAUGUUGUGUUUUCUAUGCGUAGUUUUCGAUGGAAAAUAUGUUAGGACGAACGUAGGUUGACUAUCAGAGCACCCUCCAACAUGUAGCUGGAUGUAGGGUGAGUUAAAAGUAUUGAGCAACUGUAAUUUGAUAAUCAAGGUUGAAAUUUAAAAAAAAGUUAAGUCAAAUAUUGAAAAAAAAAACAAAUCUUGGACUCGGAAAUCAAUAAUUAGAGUAUAGAUCAAAUAAAAGCUUCGCGGAGAUGGCUACAAAAUCGCGUAGAGCAACAAAUAAGCGAAUCAAUUCGUGAUAGUAGAUAAUAAAUGGUAUUUUAUUUGUUAAUUUGGUAAUGAAUUGGCAGUCACCUUAGUCAUACUUUAGGAAAUUUUUGACGAUACCAUAGUUUAGAAGUAAAUACGGUUUUCAAAAUGUAUAUAUUUUUAUCUGUGAAUUUUAAAGAACACAAUUUGUUAUAGCUCACAUUGAUGGAAUUAGAACAUUGAGAAUACCAAGAGGACACGUUUGUCAUCGCAGUGAUAUACAUAAAGAUAUGAUUAUUGUUGGGUUCAGUCGCAACCUUUGUCGAUUGUUUAUUACCAUAUUUGACUGUGGUUACAUACAACAUCAAUUCUUUGAACAAUAUUAAAAUACAUUGUGAAAAAUAGGAAUUAUGUUUUGUUAGAUAUAGCAUUUCACUACAGGUCAAUUCGAUGCCAUCAGUAAUGAACAGCCCGUCCUAACUUUUUGUAAUUCGAAAAAAAGCAUCUUCCUUUCGAGAGCUGCACACCGGUCCGCAGAACAAUGCCAAAGAAUUCUGUUUCAUUCAAAUAUCCUACAUUUUUUGAAUAAUCUGUCAAAAAAUCAUCUAAAUCUUGUAAAUAGAUGUCCCAGUUUUAAAGAAAUAAUUCCAACAAUAACAAACUUUAUCUCAAGCAGUAAAGACAUUUUAAAGUACUCAUCUUAAAAUGAAUAAGUAAAAUAAUUAACAGAAACGCCAAAACGUACAGCUUUACCAAACCAAUUCAAAUCGAUCAUCCAAACUCUUCAUAGUUAGAUAAGAACUCAUAGAAUUGAACAACAAACAUCAGGAGAUUAACUGAACAGCAUAAUGAUUUAAACGAACUCAAACAAGCAAAUCAAAAUCUAUGCCAUUUUAUUAAAUUCAAAUUCGAACAUUUUAUGAAUCAUAAAUCAAGGAGUAUGAGAAGAAUAACACGCAUUACCAUAAAAUAGGGCAACUUUUAGCAGAUUUCAAACAUAUAGUCUGGAAUACAGGCAGUCUUUUGGGUAGGUAACAAUGCACUAGAGAGAAAAAAAAAACAUUUCGAGUAUUUUGCCUUAUGAAACCAAUAGUUGUACAUUUUCGAGAAAAGUAGCGCGGAAGCCAUAAGCAGCAAUCACACAAAGCACUCUCUACGAACGAUACGAUUGAACCGGUGAAUAAAGAAAAUAAACUUCACUUUC
Molecule: messenger RNA, 12852 nt
Organism: Armigeres subalbatus
Lineage: Eukaryota; Metazoa; Arthropoda; Insecta; Diptera; Culicidae
Gene: PsGEF
Exons: 31
Coding region: 543-11096 (3517 amino acids)
Cellular component (GO): plasma membrane; nucleus
Molecular function (GO): protein binding; guanyl-nucleotide exchange factor activity
Source: RefSeq, a predicted model, not a curated record